This is a messenger RNA of Pipistrellus kuhlii (Kuhl's pipistrelle), 1082 nucleotides long. RefSeq names its product G-patch domain and KOW motifs-containing protein. Gene Ontology annotation, biological process: mRNA splicing, via spliceosome. Gene Ontology annotation, cellular component: spliceosomal complex. The coding region runs from base 235 to 624 and encodes 129 amino acids. The record is from RefSeq and is a predicted model, not a curated record. The transcript has 2 exons. Gene Ontology annotation, molecular function: nucleic acid binding. Lineage: Eukaryota; Metazoa; Chordata; Mammalia; Chiroptera; Vespertilionidae.
UCUCUCGUCGACGUUUCUAGCUCUCUCUCUCCCUUCCUCUCUGUAAAAAAUCAAUAAGAUAUAUUAAAAAAAAAAUGGCCCUGGAAGGCUGCCACCAGCCCAGGCUCCCGGCCCAUCUGUUGAGACCGUGGUGGAUGGGGCGCUGCCUCAGGCUGUGAAGAUGCUCACUGAGGAAUCCAAGAAGUCUCUGGAUGAGAAAGAGCAUGAGGGUGUUGACCCCAUACUCCCAUCUCCAUGAUCCAGAACAGACGCAUACCCAGUGAGAAAGGGGCAGACAGGAAACCCCGGGCCAAGGCAGUACCCAACGAGGCAGAUUAUGAGGCAGUCCCUGUGGAGGCCGGUGGGCUGGCCAUGUUGCAGGGCAUGGGCUGGAAACCUGGCCAGGGCAUCGGCUGCACCUUCAGUGAAGUAGUGAGGCUCCAUGUCAACACACCGAGGCCUAAAGGGUUAGGACUGAUCACCAACCAGAUAGAGCUCCAGGCCCUGGCCCCUACCAGCCCCCUCCGCCUGCUGAGGCCAGAUGCGGAACACGAGGAAGAUAAGGAAGACCAGCCUCCAGGACUUGCCCCCGGAGGAGCUGUGGUGGAUCUUUCUGGCCCUCCCCGAGGCCUCUAUGGAAUUUGAUAAGAGCUCCUGGGAUCUCAGCCAGGUGAGCAAAACUUCUCCAGGGAGAACAGCCUUGUCCUGGAAAGACAUGCUGGAGACCCUUGUCCGCAAGGUCCAGGGCAGCCGAGUGAUGGCGGUGCUGGGGCCACAGGCUGGAAGGGUGGGCCGCCUGCUGCACUGGGACGGAGAGCAGAGCCAGGCCGUGUUCACCUGCGGGGAGAGAACCAGCUGGUGGAGCCUCACUGUGAUGCUGUCUGCUAGUACGUGGGUCCCCGGGACCCAGACGAAGACUGACCCAUGGAUUCACUCCUUUCCCCAGGCGGUCACCAGCUCUGAGCUGUGAAAGCCUGUCUGUGUGAAGGGGGGGGUCAUUGUUCUGUCCUGCAUUUGCAUGUGCAGCCCUGGACGGUACAAAAUGCAUAGACCGGAAGGAAUGCCAGAAGCAAACCUAGUAUUUACCAGCAUUGGUAUAAAAU